This is a messenger RNA of Aspergillus affinis, 1185 nucleotides long. RefSeq names its product intradiol ring-cleavage dioxygenase. The transcript is spliced from 3 exons. The coding region runs from base 1 to 1185 and encodes 394 amino acids. NCBI's taxonomy places the organism in Eukaryota, Fungi, Ascomycota, Eurotiomycetes, Eurotiales, Aspergillaceae. The record is from RefSeq and is a predicted model, not a curated record. Gene Ontology annotation, molecular function: oxidoreductase activity, acting on single donors with incorporation of molecular oxygen, incorporation of two atoms of oxygen; ferric iron binding.
AUGCAUUUCUCCAAGCUCCUCACCCUCACUGCCGCUACCUUGGCUGUCGCUCACCCGGGCGAAAAGCACGACCCCGAGGUCGUCAAACGGGAGAUCCGCGCUCGCGACGCUCAUGCCGCCAGAUCCAGACGCGCUCUGGACGCUUGCUCAACCACCACUCACUCCAAGCAGCUGCAGCAGCGCAACGUUGCCCGUCGCGCUCGUACAGCCCAAGAGCUUCGUCAGGCCCGUGGCAUCACCGCCAACCCCAAGAAAUGGCGCCGUGACCUUGCUGCCCUCGAGGAAUGGGAGGCUGUCAACCACAACCGUACCGGACUGCUCAAUUUCUCGCCCAACACCCCCGAGUCCGAGAUCUUCGGUGGUAACACCAGCGCUAUCCUGGCUCCUACUGUCACGGACGGCCCGUACUAUGUCUGGGGUGAGAUCAUGCGCCAGGAUGUCCGCGAGGAGAAAUACUCGGACGGAAUCGACAGCUUCCUUGAGGUGCAGUACAUCGACGUGAACACCUGUCGCCCUGUCCCUGGUGCCAUUGUCGAUGUCUGGCAAGCCAACGCUACUGGCGUCUACAGCGGAAUCUCUACCUCGGGAAACUACGCCGCCGACGGCCUCGACUCGACCUACCUACGCGGCAUCCAACAAACCGACGCCGAUGGCGUGGUGAGCUUCUCGACCAUCUUCCCUGGCCACUACGACGGCCGCGCCACGCACACCCACCUCCUCACGCACCUGAACGCAACCCUGCACCCAAACAACAACACCCUGGUAGUCGGCACCGGCAGCGUCGCCCACAUCGGCCAACUCUUCUGGAACGAAGUCCUCCGCUCCGCCGUCGAGGACACAUACCCGUACACCACAAAUACGCAAGACAUCACCUCCAACGCAGAGGACAUGUGGAGUGUUGAGCAAGCCAGUUCUUCCUAUGACCCGUUCCCCGAGUACAUCUAUCUUGGAGACGACUUGUCGGACGGCCUGUUCGCGUGGAUCCAGAUCGGCAUUAACACUACAGCGGAUUACACAGAUAACAGCUACUACAGCAUUGCGGCGUACUACGAUGAGUUUGGUGGUCAUGAAAAUGAGAACUCCGGAUUCAUGGGCGGUGGUGGCGGUGCCGAUGGUGCUGCUCCGUCUGGUAUGCCCUCUGGUUCGGCUGUUCCUUCGGGGGCCGCGCCUUCUUCGACUGCGUAA